CUAAAAGGCUCGCGAGAGGCAGUUUUGUCUGAACAAACUAACCUAAACAGAAAGAGUAACUUUAAGAUUGUUUUACUCGAUUUUCUUCCACAGGCGUGCCUAAGAAGAUGGCUGCUGCUGAGAUGGCUGCAUCCCGGAAGCGGAUGGACGUACUCUCAGGUGUCGUGCCGGAAUUGAAAGACAUCGCGUCUGCGAUCGAUCACCUGACGAAGGAGGACGAAGCUGAGGAGCUGAAAAGAUCUCUGGAGGACCGCAAACAGACUUUACAGAAUUCGAAGCAGGAGCAGAAGGAGCUGCAGGAGAGCAUCAGGGAAGUGAGGCACAAUGUGUUUAUGAAGGUUCUUCAUAGCGAGAAAGUUCGGCAGAUAGCUGAGAAGGAGAUGAAGAUGAUGCAGGAAGUGGAUGCAGAGACAGAGAAGCUGAAGAAGGAGAAAGCCACACUGAUGAAGAGGAAGGAGGAGAUGCAGAGGGAGAUUGGGACAUAUUCACCGUAUAGGGACUUCCUGGAGGACGUGUGUAAAACAUCAGGGCACAAAAACGCUGACGACUUUGCCACCUAUUAUCGCAACAUGCUCAGCCUCAAAGAGAAGUUCACUGAGGAGAGGAAGCAGAGGCAGGAGAAAAAGGAGCAUCUGACAAAGGAGCUGCGAACUGUGGAGGAGCAAAAAACCCUACAAUGGCUGCAGAGGACCAACCAACUGGCUGAGCUGGAGGAGGAACUGAAGAAAGCUCAGUCUGAGACGCUGAAAUGGGAAAGGGAGUGGAGUCGUAUCCAGACAAUGAAAGCAGAGAGCGCGCAGACCCAGAACUGCAUUAAGUUUUCAAUCCAAAACACUUAUGAAAUGUGCGGUUACAAGAUCACAGAUCAAAAUGUGGAUGACACAACCAGACAGCUGAAGGAGAUAAAAGCCUUCAUCCAGGAGAUAUCUGAAAUUACGAAACAGUACCAGAAAAGCCUCCAGUCCUGAUGAGCAACCCUUCACACGACUGCUGAGAGCACUUCUGCAUCUUCAGUUGUUCAUGUUUUAUUUGCCUUGUUUCAAUUACAUCUUGAUUUUAUUGUGUGUUGUACAUUCUGUUGGAAUCGGCGUUCGACCUCAUCGUGGCCUCAGCCUUGAUGCAUUUCUGAGUUUAAAAAAAGUUUCAUCGACAGUUAACUUAAAAUAGUUUAAGGUGAAAUAUUAGUGUUGUCCCUGAGAAGGGAAAUGUUGAGGUUUCCCUCAGAUCUGUCCUGAUGAGGCUGGUUUCUGUAUUAUUAAUAAAUAUAUAAUAAAUGUUUCUCUGCAUUAA
Molecule: messenger RNA, 1290 nt
Organism: Nothobranchius furzeri (turquoise killifish)
Lineage: Eukaryota; Metazoa; Chordata; Actinopteri; Cyprinodontiformes; Nothobranchiidae
Product: coiled-coil domain-containing protein 42 homolog
Source: RefSeq, a predicted model, not a curated record